Molecule: messenger RNA, 784 nt
Organism: Musca domestica (house fly)
Lineage: Eukaryota; Metazoa; Arthropoda; Insecta; Diptera; Muscidae
Product: histidine-rich glycoprotein-like
Exons: 2
Coding region: 52-705 (217 amino acids)
Cellular component (GO): extracellular matrix
Source: RefSeq, a predicted model, not a curated record
UCCUUUUGGCUUUUUUAGAAUUGGCAGUAAGAGAUUAAAAAAAAAUUGAAAAUGAAAUUUGCAAUUAUUGCCAUUUUUGUGUCAUUGUGUGUCGCAACGACCAUGGCUCAUGGUCACUACGGACAUGAGGAUAAUUAUCAUCAACAUCAUAAGGUUCAUCAUGAUAAUCACCAUAAGGAUCAUCAUGAUGAUGACCAUAAGGGUCAUCACGAAGACCAUCAGGAGGGUCAUCACGAUUAUUAUUCCCAUCCCAAAUAUGAAUACAAAUAUGGUGUUAAGGAUUUAAAAACCGAAGACAUAAAAGAACAAUGGGAGGAACGUGAUGGCGACAAGGUCCAUGGUGGCUAUCUCUUAAAAGAAGCUGAUGGCACUAUACGUGUGGUUAACUAUCAUGCAGAUGAUCAUACCGGUUUCCAUGCUGAAGUCAAGACAAUUGGUCAUGCUGAACACCCCGAAGGUUAUCAUAAAGAUGAUCAUCACAAUGAACACCAUUAUGAUGAUGAACAUCAUCAUGAUGAACAUCAUUAUAAUGACGAUGGUCAUGAUGAACAUCAUCAUAAUGAACAUCAUAUUGAAUAUAAACAUGACGAUAAACAUCAUGUUGAAUAUAAACACGAUGACGACGAUCAUAGUCAACAUCACAGUGGAUACGACAAUAACCCUUAUCAUGGCUAUUAUGAUUCAUAUCUUCACCCAAUUCAUUAGGGAGAAAAUCGGAAAGAUCCAAUGGCAGAUUUGAAAAUAUUAGUGUUUUUUUCUAAAUUGUAAUAAAAUAAAGUUUAAU